Messenger RNA from Nematostella vectensis (starlet sea anemone), 2278 nucleotides. Its product is annotated as sialin. Lineage: Eukaryota; Metazoa; Cnidaria; Anthozoa; Actiniaria; Edwardsiidae. The transcript is spliced from 10 exons. Gene Ontology annotation, molecular function: transmembrane transporter activity. The record is from RefSeq and is a predicted model, not a curated record. Bases 83 to 1714 code for a protein of 543 amino acids. Gene Ontology annotation, biological process: transmembrane transport; monoatomic anion transport.
UCUUCACGUGUUAUAUGUUCCAAAAUGGCGGCACGUUGUUGAUAAGUCGAGUUGUGUUUUGAAUUUACGUGAAUCCCUCAAAAUGAAUGGACCAAAGGCAAGCGAGGGCACUCCACUUUUAGGAAACACCACAGACUUUAAUAUCAAACCAAAGAGCUUAUGUAACAGGCUUUUCUGUUGUCGCAAUGUUUUGGUUUUGAUGCAGUUCGCCGGUUUUGUGACUGUGUACGGGAUGCGGGCGAAUUUGAGCGUUGCGCUAGUGGCAAUGGUGAAUCAGACAUACGCGAAUAGUGCAUCUGGGACGAGGGUUUACGUGCCUGAGUGCCGUUUGGAUGGCGGAAAUCACACUGUUGAUCAUACUUUAGAGGAUGGGCCAUUCAAAUGGGACCAAGACACUCAAGGUUUGGUCCUUGGUGCGUUUUUCUAUGGAUAUCUUGUUACCCAACUUCCUGGAGGCUGGCUUGCUGGUCGCUAUGGAGGAAAAAGUGUGUUUGGUCUAGGAGUGUUUUUUACAGCAAUAUUUACACUACUUACUCCUAUUGCUGCUCGGACUCAUGUUGCAUUACUGGUAGCUGUGCGGUUAAUGGCAGGAUUUGGGGAGGGUGUGACAUACCCUGCGGCCACAGUGUUGUGGAGCCGCUGGACGUCUCCUGCUGAGCGAAGUGCAUACCUCGUGUUUUCUUUUACUGGUGGUGAUUUUGGAGCCAUCACCUCGAUGCCUGCCAGUGGAUAUCUCAGCUCUCUUAAGCAUGUCGAUGAGGGGUGGCCUCUAGCUUUCUAUGUCUUUGGUGCUCUGGGUAUGCUGUGGUUUCUUGUGUGGGUCUGUAUAAUCCACGAGAGUCCUGCAGAACACCCCCGCAUUGCAUCAUGGGAGAGGGACUACAUCGAAGAAGGGAUUGGGGAUUCUCAAGACAAAGUCGUCAAGAAGGUACCUGUUCCCUGGCUGAAGAUCCUGACGUCCGUACCACUUUGGGCGGUGACGGUAGAGGGAUGUGCCUACAGCUGGGGCUGGUACAUGUUUCUCACUGGACUUCCGUCCUUCUUCAAAGAGGUCUUGGACUUUGAUAUCAAGAAGAACGGUGCGCUGACUGCCCUGCCCUUCAUCGCGACGUUGAUAGUGAAGAACACAAGUGGCUAUGUGUCAGAUCGCCUGCAGAAGCAUCCAAGUAUUAGCCGAAGCGUUGUCAGGAAAGGAAUGACAUUCUUGUCAUUCCUCUUCGCCGCGACGCUUCUCGUCCCAGUAGGAUUCCUAAAUUGUAGCCAGCAGAACAUUUCCGUGCUUCUUCUUACGCUCUCGUGUGGCUCCCUGGGUCUCUACGCUCCAACCGGUAGCGCUAACUCGGUAGACCUAUCACCUCGAUUCGCUGGCGUGACCAUGGCUAUCUAUAACUGCUUCAGCAACAUAACUGGUAUUCUUGUGCCAACUGUCAUCGGGCUUAUGACAAAUAAUGAGCCUACCCGUGGUCAGUGGCAAAAACUCUUCUACAUCACGUGCGGUAUCUACGUCGUCAACACUAUUAUAUUUCUUAUUUUCGGAAGUGCCGAGGAACAGCCCUGGAACACCCCUUAUGAACUCAAGCGUGACAUCACAUCUGACGUCAUAGAGGGACAAAGUGACUUCAGCAUUAAUGAUGGCGCUGGGCCAAAAGAGCUUCGCCAUCCCCUAGGCCUUAUUGACAAUGAUCGUGCCGUUGCUGGAAGUAGUAUAGCAUGAGUAAUUAAUUUAUAAUUUGGUGAUGGCGCUGAUGUUAUAGUAGGGAAGUUAAGCAAGGACGAUGGCAACGCGAUCUAGACGUGAAAUGCACUCUGUUCUAGGUUUGUCUUAACUUUUGGGGGAUAACAAAAACGGGUUAAUUUUAACGAAACUAGUUUAGAAUUGAGCUCCUAAGCAUAAAAGCCAUCGUCGUAGCUUAAGCCCUGUGCAAACUGCGCCAGCACCCGCCAGCAAUGCUGGGCCAGAUUAAGGCCGGUGUGCAAACUGCCCAAACACAUGGUCAUAAGUUCACACGUGACUGGUGUUUGAUGCAUGACGAGACCAAAGGCAACCCAAGACCUCACCAUUUUACUUGUGUUUUGCAAAGACAAUCCAUGAUUCCGCUGGAUUCCGGUUGAAUUUAGGUCCAUUUCGUCCCCUGAUAUUGUAUUAAGUGACUAGAGGACGAAAAAAACACUGAAUUUUAUCUGAAAAUUAGAAAGUGGCACGUGGGAUUGUGCUCUGCAUUUUGCAUCUCAUUCAUUUAUCGGUUUUUAAAUUUUAAAAUUUGCGAUGUUUUCUUUA